AUUACCUUAUCAGGUGCUAAAUGGUUCAAGCGUCGCAAGAUCCUAACGCCAACCUUCCACUUCAACAUCUUGAAGAACUUUGCCUCCGUCAUCGAGGAGAAAAGUCGCGCUCUGGUGUCCAAAUUGAAACAGCAGCAGAAUGAAGUUGACGUGUUCUCAGUCGUCAGUGACUUCACGCUUGAUACCAUUUGUGAGACGGCUAUGGGAACCCAGCUAGACCACGACAAGUCAAAAGCCACGGUGGAGUACAAGACUGCUGUAAUCGAGAUUGCAGUCGCGGUAAUGGAUCGCGUGGUGAAGUUCUGGCUCCAUAAUGACUUUGUCUACCAGAUUCUACCUGUUGGGCACCGGUUUAAGCAGGCCCUAAAAAAGGUCCAUAGUUUUGCAGACAACGUCAUAUUACAAAGGAAGAAACAGAAAGCUGAUGGAGCUGAUUCUACUACGAUUGAAGAAGAUAAUAUUGGGAAGAAGAGACGAGUGGCCUUGUUAGACUUACUGCUGGAAGCUGAGAGUAAAGGAGAAAUAAAUCUGGAAGGAAUCAGGGAAGAGGUUAAUACGUUUAUGUUUGCGGGUCUGGACACCACAGCUACUGCUUUGACUUUCGGACUUAUGUUACUAGCAGACCACGAAGAAGUUCAGGAGAGAAUAUACGAAGAAUGCCGACACAUAUUUGGGGAUUCUGACAGGAUAGCCAGCAUGUCCGACCUCGCCGAGAUGAAGUACCUGGAGGCAGUGCUAAAAGAGACUUUAAGGCUGUACCCGAGCGUGCCUUUUAUAGCCAGGGAGAUCACGGAGGAUUUCAUGAUGGGAGACAUUCUCAUAAGAAAAGGCGUAGAAGUCGGCAUUCAUAUGUACGACCUCCAUCGAAGAUGGGACCUCUUUCCAGACCCUGAAGAGUUCAAGCCUGACAGAUUCCUGAGUGAUGAGAUCAGACAUCCUUAUGCUUACAUACCUUUCAGCGCUGGACCGAGAAAUUGCUUAG
Hyposmocoma kahamanoa is the source of this 982-nucleotide messenger RNA. Its product is annotated as cytochrome P450 4C1-like. Gene Ontology annotation, molecular function: monooxygenase activity; heme binding; iron ion binding. The annotation marks the transcript as partial. NCBI's taxonomy places the organism in Eukaryota, Metazoa, Arthropoda, Insecta, Lepidoptera, Cosmopterigidae. The transcript has 6 exons. The record is from RefSeq and is a predicted model, not a curated record.